This is a messenger RNA of Notothenia coriiceps (black rockcod), 2679 nucleotides long. RefSeq names its product olfactomedin-like 3b (gene olfml3b). The coding region runs from base 123 to 1292 and encodes 389 amino acids. The transcript is spliced from 3 exons. The record is from RefSeq and is a predicted model, not a curated record. Lineage: Eukaryota; Metazoa; Chordata; Actinopteri; Perciformes; Nototheniidae. Gene Ontology annotation, biological process: signal transduction.
CUCCUCCCAGACAGCUUCUAAAACAUUCCAGCCCACCUCUGGGAAUCUGCUGGCUCCUCCACUCUCUCUCUCCGCUCCAGUCAAAACUUCUCCAGGAGCUGAGGACACCGGGCUGACACAAAAUGAGAGUACUUGUUGUCUUGGUAACUUUGGCGUGCUUUGCCAGCGCUCAGCACCAAGCACUGAUUGACUACUUGGAGCGGAGGCUGCAGACUAUCGAGGACCGGAUCUCUUUGUGGCAUGAGCAGACCGCCCGCUACGCCUCGGAGCUGAGGGAGCUGAAGCAACAGAUGGUGUCCCAGCUGGAGAGCCUGGAUAAAGAGAAAGAGUUUCUGAGGGUGACUCUGGACGGCGUGGGAACGAGGGUGGACCGGGUGGAGCGGGAGCUAGACUACCUGGAGACACAGAACGGUGCUCAGCCGUGUGUGGACGUCGACGACAAGCUGAUAGAGCAGCAGGUGAUGCUGGUGAAGGAGAAGCAGAAGGCUAAGUACUCAAAACUAUCAGACUGCAGUGACAUGAUCUCCAGCAUAAAGGCCAUGAAGAUCUUGAAGCGAGUUGGAGGGCCAAAGGGCAUGUGGACCAAAGACACAGGCCGGGGCUCUGGGAAGGUCUACAUUUUUAACGGGACAGACGAAGACACCAUCCAUGAGUUUGCCUCCGUUCAGGACUUUGCUCGCUCGCAGGGCAUGUCUCUGGCCAAGAACCUGAAGCUGCCGUCUGCCUGGAAGGGAACAGGACAUGUUGUCUUCAACAAUUACGCGUACUAUAUAAACCAGGCAGAGGAGAUGAUGGUGGUUAAAUAUGACAUGAAGAACAGCUCUGUGACGGACAGCGCUGUGUUUCCAGUGCAGGACCAUCUCCCCGUGUACGGCCUGACCCCAGAGACAGUGAUGGACCUGGCUGUGGACGAGGAAGGCCUGUGGGCCAUUUACGCCACGCGGCAGAAUGAGAGGUACAUCUCUAUGGCCAAAAUGGACGCCAACACGCUGGACAUUGAGCAAAUGUGGGACUCAAACUGUCCGAGGGAGAACGCGGAGGCGGCUUUCAUCAUCUGUGGCACUCUGUAUGUGGUCUACAACACCAAGCAGCCCGGGCGCUCACGAAUCCAGUGUGUGUUCGACGUCAAUGACAUGGUGACCAACGAAGAAGCAUCACUGGUUUACUUUCCAAAGCGUUACGGAGCUCACUCCAGUCUGAAAUACAACCCUCAGGAGCAGCUGCUCUAUGCCUGGGACGACGGCUACCAGAUCCUCUACAAGCUUGUCAUGAAAAAGAAACUAGAAAUCUGAGCUAAAUAAUAUUUUAAGCCAUCCUCCCACAUCUUCCACAAACACACCAAAACAAUGUAUAGGUCCUUAACUACAAAUCAUGUGUACUUCAUAUUACUGCUGACAAUGUGUAUGCAUAAUGUGGCACAACUUUAGAAGGUGUGACUGGUUUCAAAGCGGUAAUAAUCAGUCUUGAAAUUAACUUACCUGUGUCAUCCAAUGACCAUGAUGUAUUGGGUUGCAUUCCUUUUGGGUUCCUAUUCUUGUAAAUGCGAAUCUCAAAAACGCCAUGAGGGGAUUUCUUCCAACUUGGCACAAACGUCAACUUUCUCAAUGAUGACCCAAUUUCAAUUUGGGUUGCCAAGGGUCACUGCGACCUCACAAACUCAAGUUAUAUGCUAAUCAUGACAGUUGUAAAGUUUAAACAUGUCUAAUAGGAUAAAAUGAUGAAGUGCAACUGGACCAGUUAAUGACCAAAUGCAAGGCAAUCUGGUAAUAUAUUGCUUUCCGUUUUGUCAAUGUGACAUACACUUUUAUAACAGUUUAAUUCCAGACUUUUAAAAUGUAAUGAGUAAAUGUUAUUAAUUAUUAUUAUUAUUAUUAAAUAGUCUCAAAAAUUGUAUUAAACUUUUGUUUUCUUUAAUAAUGCACAUUGACAACGACAAAGUUGCAACACUUCAUCAUAGACAAUCAAUUUGGGCUAGAGUCUGACUCUCCAAAACCAAACUUACUUUUAGAAAAUCUGAUGAGAAUUUGUUUCAUAUUUCCACAUCUGAAAUGUGAUCUGUUUAUCUGACUUCCAAUCAGACUGCACUGCAUAUCUGUUUCCUGAAUGUUAUCUUUGUCGACUGGACCGUUAACUUACUGCACUUACAAACAUGUGUAUAACAGGCAAUGCUUAGCUCAGAAUGUAGUGGUAAAAUGUAACAUUUAGUUAUUCAUCAAAUUUCAUUUUGCAGCUUUUUAGUUCAUCAGCCUUUACAUUUGUAGGGUCAAGCUUGUUUAAAAACAUCAAUAACUGUCAAAGUAAAUAUCUAUGGUGUUGUCACGUAUAGUGCAACAACAUUGUUGCCAUGGCAGACAGCCUCAGAGAUACAAUGAAUAAAACACAUUAUGAUACGUGAAAGAAACAGCUAGCUGGCUAGUGCUGUUAUAUUUCUGUUUUUGAAUUAGUGGAGCACAUAGGUAUUUUGUGGCGUUUGCUUUUUUACUAAAUAAAACAACAAAAUUGACAAAGAGCACCACUAUUUUAAUUAUGCCUCUCGUAAUGCAAUUGUUUAUUAAUUUAUAACAUAUCUAUUUUAUAUGGUUUGCUUACAAUAUGAUAUUUCCCCAUUAUCAUCUAUUCCUAUUUCCUCUUUACUAUUGGUUAUUGUGAAAAUAAAUUGCAACUACACCAAUUAACAAA